Messenger RNA from Fonticula alba, 4249 nucleotides. RefSeq lists its product as hypothetical. The record is from RefSeq and is a predicted model, not a curated record. Bases 1 to 4185 code for a protein of 1394 amino acids. NCBI's taxonomy places the organism in Eukaryota, Rotosphaerida, Fonticulaceae. The transcript is spliced from 4 exons.
AUGCCCCAAGCGCGCCCCCCGGCCGCUGGCGAGGCCACGCCAAAGCGCCCCCGAUCAGGGUCCCUGGCCCCGCACGAGGAGGACCCUUCCCUGCCGGCCAACAAGCGCCUGUCCCUGCUGCCGCAAGAUCUGUCACUCUCCGGUCUUGGGGAUCCACUGGAUCCCUUCCCUCAGCCGGUGGGCGGCUCGGCCGCGGCCGGGCGGCUGUCCAUUGUGCCGGGGAGCUCGGGCGAUCUGAACGCCCCUGGGGCCGCCUUCAGCCCGCUGGCCGGGGCCAUGUUCGGCCAUGGGCUGCACAGCUUUUCCCCGUCCCCGGCCUACCGCCAGGCCCCGGGCUUCGGGGCCGCCAGCCUGGCCGGGCGCCUGUCCGAAGCCGGGGUCCCUGCCGCCACCGGAGGGGCUCUGCGCGCGGUGGUCGGCUCGCCCUCCUUCGAGCGUAUGUCCUUUUCCGGGUCAUCCUUCGGCGGGGACCUGGACUCGGGGCAUGAGGGCACCACGGGAAGCCCCGUGGGUCCGCUUUCGCCUGCGCGCGGGAGCCAGUCCACUGGCGUCCCGUUGGCCCGGGCCCCGGCGGCCGGGGCCGCCACCACCGAGCCGGUGUCCCCGCAGCUGAACUCCCUCCGGCAGUCGCUUCGAUCGCUGGCCGACGUGCUGCCACGGCCCGGCAGCCAGUCGCUCGGCACAUCGUUUGCCGGCGCCCCCGGGUCCGAGCAGUUGCUUUUGGACAUGGAUGCCGGCGUGGCCCAGGCGCCGGCCGAUUCGGCCCCGGGCCUGGGUGCCGCCUCUGCCCCCCUGCCGCCACCCGCCGGGCAAGAGCCCCACCAACAGCCUGUCGGCUUCAGCAUGGACAAUCUGUCCGGCACGGUGAGCGACCUGAUUGCCGAGCCGGCGCCCAAUGUGUCCGAUGGGGAGAUGUCCCUCUUUUCGCAGGCCUCCAUGGGGCUGGAUGGCACCCACCAGCCCCUUGCCUCGUCUCAGCUUGGCGACUCCAUCCGGCAUGCUCCGCCAUCGCCCUUCCGGCCACGACGCGAGCUCCAGCGCUCGCCCCUCGGCCGGCAGGGCACAGCCACCGAGUCCUCCCUGGCGGCGGGCCGUGUGCCGAUCGAGCAUGACUCGCCGUCGGCUCAGCGCGGCGGCGCCCACCCGGUCGACCCGUUUGCCACGCAGCACAGCGAAGAUCUCUUCGCCAUUCCCGAGCCCUCGGCCAGCUUUGCCCAAUCGCUGCCCAGUAUUGGUGACCCGUCGGCCCUGGCGCCGAGCAUCCCGCCCGCGGGCGCAGCCACGCGUGCCCCUUCGACCGAGGACCCCGCACGUCGGCACACCUUGGCCGGCUCCUUCCGGCCAGGAAGCAGCGCCGGCAUCCCCACCCCCGGGGCCGCUGGCCGCCCCCCGGCGCCGCGCCCGGCAGCCGACCCAUCGGCCAGCUCGUCUGCCUCCCGGCUGUCGGCCCACCUGGAUGAGCUAACCGGGCGGCGGCAUACUCUGGGCGGGUCCUUCCGGCCAGGCGGCAGCACCGGCAGCAGCAGCGGUGGCCAUGGCACUGCCGGCCAGGCCCGUGUCAGCGAUGACCCGGCCGGGCUGGGCCUUGAUCCCGCGGUCCCAACUCGACUGUCGCUGGGCCUGGCCAGCUCGGUUGGCAUCCCCCGGGCCACCAGCCCGCUGACCCUGUCCGAACUUGACACCCUACCAUCGUCGUCGUCGUCGUCGUCGUCGUCGUCGUCGUCAAUGGCGGCAGCGGCGGUGGCGGCGGUCCCGCCGGCGGCCAGCGCCCCCCGGCCGCGUGGAUCCAUUGCCCACCCGCUCGGCGCAUCUUCCAGCCGGGCCGCGCUCGGUGCCUCGAUGUCCGGCCUCGGGGCAUCGCAGUCCAGCUCGGGCGUGAGCGCGCCGCCGCGCCUUGCCGCGAGCUUCGGCAUUUCGCAGCUGCCCCCGGGCGGGCCUGCCUCCGCCCGGCCGGUGGACGACAUGGCAUCCGAGCAGCACCCUGCUCGUGCGUCUUUGGCCCGGUCGUCAUCCUCGGCAUCCCUGUCCGGCCGGGCCGCGCUCGGUGCCUCGAUGUCCGGCCUCGGGGCAUCGCAGUCCAGCUCGGGCGUGAGCGCGCCGCCGCGCCUUGCCGCGAGCUUCGGCAUUUCGCAGCUGCCCCCGGGCGGGCCUGCCUCCGCCCGGCCGGUGGACGACAUGGCAUCCGAGCAGCACCCUGCUCGUGCGUCUUUGGCCCGGUCGUCAUCCUCGGCAUCCCUGUCCGGGUCGGUCCGUCCGCCAGCACCGGCGGCACUCGGUGCCAGUGGCCAGGGCUUCGCACCGGGGCAAAGUCUCCGCCGGUUGAGCUCCGGCGGCCUGGACCCGGCGGCGGAUGCCAUGGCCGACGGGCCGACUGCCCUGCCCGGGGCCGGGCCCGGUACCCUGGCCGCAUCGAUGGCUGCACGCCGGCAGUCCCUGCACCGGCCAGCCCCCCUGGGCGAGGAUCACUCCCUGACGGUGGUGGUUCCGCCAGCAACCGACGACACCUUUCAUCAUCCGGCGGCGGUGGCCCCCCGAUCGGCCCCCGGGUCCGAGCCUGAGGCAGCCGAGCCGCCGCCGCCGCCGCCGCCGCCAAGGUUCCCCCUGCCCCCGGCGCCAUUGGCUUCGGCGUCCAGCCGGCCGUCACUCGGGGUGGCCAGCAAGGCCGGCACCUCGUCCAUGUCGCUGACGCGCUUGAGCCUGGGGAUCCCCUCGCUCGGGGGGAUGCCCUCUGCCUCGGCCGGGCCGAGCUCCUUCGGCGUCGGCACCGGACCCGGGUCCGGCAGUGUGUCCCUUCUAUCGUUGGCCAAUUCCACCGGGGCCGGGGCCAGCCGGUUCUCCGAGCCUCCGGCCACCUUGUCACGGCGGCUGAGCACCGCCCCGGGCGAGCGGCCCUCGCUGCCGGUGUCCCUUCGGUCGCCGGUCAAGUCGCCAGGCCUCAGCACCCGGGCCACGAGCAUGCUCUCGGCCGGCGAGUCGCUCACAUCGCCGGGGCUCGCGGAAAUCGCCGAGCUCACCGGCUCCCUCGAGCCAGCUGAACGAGUUGAGCCGGUCGAGCCGGUCGAGGCCGUCGAGCCCGCCGACCCGUCCAAUGGCCGGGCCCCCGCCGGUGCCGAGCCCACGGCCGGUGCCUCGGCCAGCCCCGCUCCGGCCCCGGCCACCACGCUGGCCGAAUUCCUUCACACAGCCAACAUCGCCUUCAUGGACGGCGCCACGCAUGCCUCGGCCGAGAUGGGCGGCCUGGGAGCCGGGACAGACCCCCGCCGUGAGAACCUUGGCAUUGUCCACACCGCCCGGCUCACGCCGGUCGAGCUGCUCGACGACCCGGCCGAGGUGCUGGCCGCCACGUGCGAAACCGACGCGCUCAGCCGCCUCGGGGAGGAGCUGGCCGCCACGAUUGCCGCACUUCGGUCCGAGUGCGCGGCCCUCACGGAGCUGAUCGAGUCCCAGCGGCCGGCCUUCCUGGAAACCUUCACCUCCCCGGCGGCGGCCGGGGCCCCCGGGCCCGGCAGUUUGGAGACCAGCGAGCAGGCCCUCCGGUCGACGGCUCUGCGCGCGCAUCUGAAGCGCUGGAAGCACACGGUGCGCAUCGCCGCACGCAAGGCCUGGCUCGGCAUGCGCGCCCGGUCGCUGCAGGCCCUGGUGUCGGAUGCGCGCGAGUAUUUGGUGGCCGCGCGCGAGGAUGUGGCCCUGACGCGGGGUCGCCUGGCCGGGGCGCGGGCCCUGCGUGGUCGGGUGGCCGAGGCCACUCGCCAGGCCGAGGCCCGGGUGGCGGCGGCGCGGGCUCGCCACCGGCGCGCCAUGGCCCGCUCGGUCCCGGCCCAAGUCCGCCUCCUGUCGCGGUACUUUCACCUGCUGUCGGCGGAGGACCACCCGAUCGCCGGGCCUGACAGCCCGGGGCACACCUCGCGCCUGACCCUGCGCUUUGUGUGCGUGGACGGCACCUGCGCCGACAUCAUGCUCGAGGUGAAGGCGGCCCCCGGGCCGGCUGGCAGCCCGGCAGCGGACCUGGCCCUGCCGGCGUCGGUGGUCGGCCGCCUGGCCCGGUACAUCGGGCCGACCAUCCGCCGCCGGCAGGUCGAGGCACUGGUCGAUCAGAUUGCCGGCCUGGCCCGGGGCCCGGCGCGUCCGCCCAGUCUUGUGGCCUACUGCCUGAUGCUUUCCCGCCAGCUGAAUACCCUCACAUAGAAUGGCCCGAGUCGAAGGCAGGCGGCCGAAUGCCACCCAAAGAUCCCACCCAAUGAUGCGCAUG